CGGCCUUUCCAUCCCCUGCUCCUCUUCGCCAUCAACGAGCCUUCCUCUCCUACAAUCUACCUUUGUUUUGUACACUAGAUUUUCUUCUUCCUGUGUUCAUUACACUCUUUGCGGACCUCGAUCCACCGUUUGCGUUGACCUGCGGCUUUUGCCCCUUCUUGCCAGACAGGUCAACAGAUCCCGCAUCGUCCACCAUUUCAUCCUGUCUGCGCCUACGCAAUAGUACACAACGACCAUGGUGGGCUUGGUUUCCGCAGCUGGCUUGGUCGGCUUCCUGUCCGAGCCAGAUCCGGAGCUCAAAAGCUUUGCUCUAAAGCAGCUGGAUGGCCAGGUCGAUUUGUUAUGGACGGAAAUUGCCAAUUCUGUCGGCGAGAUAGAGGCUCUGUAUGAAGAUGAUACCUUCCCGGACCGCGAACUCGCUGCAAUCGUCGCAUCCAAAGUAUACUACCACCUGCAAGAAUAUAAUGAAAGCAUGGCUUUUGCAUUAGGAGCUGGAAAAUAUUUCAGGUUGGACAAUGCAGGAGAAUACGAAGACACAAUCAUCUCAAAAUGUGUUGAUACCUUCAUCGCUUUGUCCGCCAGCCGAGAUCCUACUUUGGCCGCCGCCACUGCCGGAUCGCAGCCUCAGCUUGACACAGCUUUUGGACAGGGAGGGGAUGGUGCCGCCAGCAUGUCCGCCAGCCUGACUUCUCCGGUUACGCCUUUCACUCAAUCUGUCCUGCCGUCGAAGUCACUCCUCUCAAGACAAAAUACAGCUGCCUUUGAUCCUACGCAAGCUGGUGCCGAAGCUGGCCAAGUUGGCACUCCGGAAGCAAUCAUUCAACAGCGCGGUCUCCAAAAAGCCUUGACCCGUGUCGUCGAGUCCCUCUUCGAGAAGUGUUUCCAGGAAAGACGAUAUCGACAAGUGGUGGGCAUUGCUCUUGAAGCACGAAACCUUGACAUUCUGCGACGGGUCAUCAAGCGAGCUGCAGAGGACGAGCGAAAAGAGAAUGGCGAAGCUACAAAGAGAGGCGAAGAGUUGAUGGAUUACGUUCUCGAGAUCUGCAUGAGCGUCGUCCAAGAGCGAGGACUGCGGAAUGAAAUCUUGAAACUGAUUUUGGAACUGCUGAAUGAGAUCCCCUCACCAGAUUACUUUGCCAUUGCGAAAUGCGUAGUCUACCUCGAUCAGCAUUCAAUGGCCUCCAACAUUCUACGACAACUGGUCGAAAAGGGUGAUGCUCGAUCAUUAGCAGUCGCAUAUCAGAUUUCUUUCGACCUAUACGACAACAGUACUCAAGAAUUCCUCCAGAAGGUCCGGGAAGAGCUUUCCGAGAUGGUACCAAAAGAGGAGCCUUCGUCUGGACCUGAUGCGCAGAACACUGACAAAAUGGAAGAAGACAAGGCGGAAGAUCAACUACAACAAGAAUUGCAGGAUUCCGCAGGUGCACCUGCACCUUCGAAGCCUUCCAAAUUGUCGAAGCCAGAACAACAAGAUUCAGUCAAGAAGAUCAAGGACAUUCUUGACGGUCUUACAUCAAUACACUUGAACAUAGAGUUCCUUCACAAAGCCAACCGGGUCGAUUACUCCAUAUUAACAAAAGUCAAGGACAGCUUGGAGGCGCGGUACUCAAUAUACCAUACGGCUGUCACUCUAAGUGCCGGUUUCAUGCAUGCCAAAACAGCCACGGACAGCUUCUUCAGACAGAAUUUGGAGUGGUUAGGCAAAGCUGUCAACUGGUCGAAAUUUACCGCUACUGCUGUCUUCGGGGUCAUCCAUCAAGGCAAUAUCAACCAAGUCCAGAGACUACUCAGUCCAUACCUGCCGAAAGCCGGUGGUGUCAGCGGUUCCCAUGAUUCCCCAUACAGCCAGGGUGGUUCACUCUAUGCUUACGGCUUGCUGUGUGCCAACCACAAGGGCAAAGCUGUUGACUUCCUCAGGGAGAAGUUCAAGGAAGCCACAGAGGAAGUCGUGCAGCACGGUGGUGCCCUCGGCCUUGGUGUUGCUGGAAUGGCAUCUGGCGAUGAGUCCGUCUUCGAGGAUCUGAGAAACGUGCUCUGGGCCGAUUCUGCUAUCAAUGGUGAAGCCGUCGGCCUAGCAAUGGGUCUUGUCAUGCUCGGUUCUGGCAACACCAAGGUCUUGUCCGAUAUGAUCCAGCAUGCUCACGAUACUCAGCAUGACAAGAUCGUUCGAGGUCUCGCCGUUGGCAUGGCUUUGAUCAUGUAUGGCCGCCAAGAAGGCGCAGAUGAGCUCAUCCACGGUCUUCUCAACGACACCGAUCCUACCAUGAGAUAUGGUGGUAUCUUGACCAUCGCCAUGGCGUACGUCGGAACUGGCAGCAACAAAGCUGUACGGAAAUUGCUGCACGUCGCUGUCAGUGAUGUCAGCGACGAUGUGCGACGUAUCGCUGUCCUGAGCUUGGGUUUCAUCCUCUUCCGGAAAUACAACAGCGUGCCCAGAAUGGUCGAACUUCUUGCCGAGUCCUACAACCCUCAUGUCCGGUACGGAGCUGCCAUGGCUCUGGGUAUCUCUUGUGCUGGGACUGGCCUGGCCGAAGCGAUCGACCUGUUGGAACCUAUGCUUAAGGACCCCACUGACUUUGUGCGCCAAGGUGCCUUGAUUGCUCUGGCUAUGGUUCUGGUACAGCAAAACGAAGCCAUGAACCCCAAGGUCGGCUUAAUCCGUAAGCAAAUGCUCAAGAUCAUAGGCGACCGGCAUGAGGAUGCCAUGUGCAAAUUUGGCUGUGCUAUGGCACUGGGUAUCAUUGAUGCUGGCGGCCGAAAUUGCACAAUCAGCUUGCAGACACAGACUGGUAACCUGAACAUGUUGGGAAUUGUUGGCGCAGUGGUCUUCACGCAGUACUGGUACUGGUUUCCUCUUGCGCACUUCUUGUCAUUGUCAUUGGCACCCACUGCCGUCAUUGCCAUUGACCAGAAAUUGGAGGCGCCUGUCUUCAAGUUCCAUUGCAACACUCGACCAAGUCUGUUUGAUUAUCCUCCUGAGCAAGUAACCAAGACGGACGAAGCUCCUGAGAAGGUCAAGACUGCCGUUCUGAGUACCACUGCUCAUGCGAAGAGACGGGCCGCCAAGAAGGAGAAGCAGCAGAGACGGGAUAGCAUGGACGUCGACACAGUAACUCCUGUCACGCCCAAGAUCGAUAAGAGUGACAAGAGGGAAACCGACGAGUCGGCUGCCAAAGAGGAGGAGGGCAAGAAGGAAGAGGGAGAAAAGAAAGAAGGAGAAGCACCUGAAGUCAAGAAAAAGGGUGAAAAGGAGAAAGUUGGGUAUGACAUGCCCAAUAUGUCGAGGGUCCUGCCAGCGCAGUUGAAGUACUUGACAUUCCCAGAUCAUCGGUACCAGCUCGUCAAGAAGCCGACUGGCGGUGUAAUGGUGGUGCUGGACACCGAGCCGGACAAGGAGCGCGAGACAAUCCCUCUUCUCGUCAGCAAAGUUGAAGCUUCCGCUGUAGCUCCUGCCGGUCAAGCCGUCGGUGGCGCCACACAGCCAGCUCCAGAAACCCCUGCACGACAAAUUACUGGAAGUGGUGCGGCGGCAGCAGCUGGUGUACUGACGGCGAUUGACGAGGAUGAAGAAGGAGCGGAGGAGGCGCCUUGUCCAGCGGAGUUUGAUUACGAGACCGAUUCGGAAGAGCAAGGCGAGUGAAGUAAUUAUGGCUUUGCUCAUCCUGGGCCUGUGUAGCGUCAUUCCUCUCUCCCUCUCUCCCAGAGGAAAGUCGGCCAAGGAUAACAGGGAAGGUCUGCAUGACAAGAGCAGACGCAACUGCAGAGGUUGCUCUGACUUGUAUUAAAACACCUCGGUACUUAUUCUAGUAUUGCAUUGUCUUCGGCUAGGAGAUCAAUCAUCUUGCUACUUCAAC
Molecule: messenger RNA, 3854 nt
Organism: Exophiala xenobiotica
Lineage: Eukaryota; Fungi; Ascomycota; Eurotiomycetes; Chaetothyriales; Herpotrichiellaceae
Exons: 2
Coding region: 236-3640 (1134 amino acids)
Biological process (GO): regulation of protein catabolic process; proteasome-mediated ubiquitin-dependent protein catabolic process
Cellular component (GO): proteasome storage granule; proteasome complex; proteasome regulatory particle, base subcomplex
Molecular function (GO): enzyme regulator activity
Source: RefSeq, a predicted model, not a curated record